Molecule: messenger RNA, 2454 nt
Organism: Penicillium pulvis
Lineage: Eukaryota; Fungi; Ascomycota; Eurotiomycetes; Eurotiales; Aspergillaceae
Product: OPT oligopeptide transporter
Exons: 1
Coding region: 1-2454 (817 amino acids)
Biological process (GO): transmembrane transport
Molecular function (GO): oligopeptide transmembrane transporter activity
Source: RefSeq, a predicted model, not a curated record
AUGGAGACCGAAUCCCCCGUCUUCCGCUAUGACGAGAAGAAGUCCGACAUUGAGGAACAUGUCUACCCCUCUGAGGGGGAGAUUACGGACGUUGAGCUGGAGGAGUUGACGGCCUUGGUCAAAGAAACUAUCUCCGAGCACGAGAUGGACGGCAAUUUUCCCCAGGAGAUGUUGGACGAGGCACGAGAGUUCCUGACUAAGGACCCCAAGCAGAUCACGGCGUUGGAGGCCCAGUCCCUGCUCCAUGAUAUUCGCAAGCAGCGUGACCUCUUGUUGAAUGACUCGCCCUAUCCCGAAGUCCGUGCUGUCGUCGACCCUAUCGAUGAUCCUGAAAUGUCGGCCAGCACCUUCCGUUCUUGGUUUAUCGGCUUGGUUCUCACCGUCGUCUUUACCGGUGUCAACCAGCUGUUUACCCUGCGAUACCCGACGAUUAUCCUUUACUCCUACGUCUCGCAGGUCGUAUCUUACCCCAUUGGUACUUUCAUGGCCAAGGUUUUGCCUACUCGCCAGUUCUCUCUGUUUGGCUACCGUUUCUCCUUCAACCCUGGGCCCUUCAAUCAGAAAGAGCAUAUGCUGAUCACCGUCAUGGCCAAUGUUGGAUACGGAGGUUACAUGGGUACCGCGUAUACGACCAACAUCUUCACUGUGCUGAAAAUCAAGAAGUGGUAUGAUGAUACCGCUCUGUACAACAAGGCUGGCUUCCAGAUCCUGUUGACGCUCUCGACUCAGUUUCUGGGAUACGGAUGCGCGGGUCUGGUGCGCCGCUUCUUGGUCUUGCCGCCGUCUAUGAUCUAUCCCAAGGCCUUGGCGACAAUUGCCCUGAACAAGGCUUUGCACAGUGAUGACAGAGGCGAGAUUGUGCACGGAUGGACCAUGUCUCGCUAUCGAUUCUUCCUGUACUCUUUCGGUGCCAUGUUCAUUUGGUAUUGGUUCCCGGGAUACAUCUUCCAGGCUCUCUCCUAUUUCAACUGGAUGACCUGGAUUGCCCCGGAGAAUACCACCCUCGCGGCAGUCACUGGUAGUAUUACUGGGCUGGGAAUUAACCCGUGGCCCACAUUCGACUGGAACUUGGCUUCCGUUGUCUACGAUCCCAUCAUUACCCCCUAUUAUGCUCUGUGCACGAUCGCCCUAGGAACGGUCUUCUUUUGUGUCUGCGUGAUCAUCCCCAUUUGGUGGACCAAUGUCUGGCAGACGGCAUACUUCCCCAUCAUGAGCAACUCUCUAUUCGACAACACCGGCGCUACCUAUGAUGUUUCGAAAAUCAUGGUCGAUGGUGUUUUCAAUGCUGAGGCCUAUGAAGCCUAUAGCCCUCCUUACAUGACUGCCUCCUAUGCUGUCAUGUUCUUCUGCUUCUUUGGAGCCUACAUGGCUGGUGUUGUUCACAUCCUUCUUUACAACCGUUCUGAGCUGGGCAAGGGGUUCAAGUCUUUGUGGCAAUGGAAAAACGCUCGCGAGGAGCAUGAAGAUGUCCACAAUCGUCUGAUGAAAAAGUACAAAGAUGCUCCAGACUGGUGGUACCUGAUCAUUCUGGCCCUUUGCUUCAUCGUUGGUUGUGUUGUCGCCCAUGUGUAUACUCCCGGGUUCCCCAUCUGGGGCAUGGUCGUCAGCUUGUUACUGUGUCUCAUCUUGCAAGUCCCCUACGGCAUGGUGUACGCCAUUACCAACGCCGAAGUGACGAAUAACGUUCUCGCCGAGCUGAUUGCUGGUUACGCACUGCCCAACCAGCCUGUCGCCAAUAUGAUUUUCAAGACUUACGGUGUCGUGUCCUGCGCCCAGGCUAUCCAAUUCGUCUGUGAUUUGAAGAUGGGGCACUACAUGAAGAUUGCCCCUCGCGUCAUGUUCAGUGCCCAGUGUAUUGCCACUGUGGUCGCUGCCUUCGUUAGUAUCGGUGUGAACGCUUGGGCGUUGGCUAACAUCCCAAACGUCUGUGAGACGGGACAAGCAUCCGGUUUCAACUGCGAGGGUUAUACCACUUUCUUCACCUCCUCCGUCAUCUGGGGUGCUAUUGGACCCGAGAGACUAUUUGCCAGUGGAAAGAUGUACAACGCCACGCUGUACGGAUUCCUGUGCGGUGCCCUCCUACCCGUGCCGUUCUACCUCCUGUCGAAGGCCUUCCCCAAGUCCGGUUUCCGUUACAUCUACUCACCGCUAUUGCUCUACGGAAUGAUGAACUUUGCUCCUUACAACCUGACAUAUGUCAUCGCCCCUUUGAUCGUUGGUACCGUGUUCAAUUACUACAUCAAGCGUCAUUAUCUUGCUUGGUGGGAAAAGUACGCUUAUGUGCUCACUUCUUCGUUCGGAGCUGCUCUCGCUAUUUCCGCUGUGAUUAUCUUCUUUGCCGUCGAGUACCACACAGUUGAUAUCAACUGGUGGGGAAACUCGGUUUCAUUCGCUGGAUGCGAUGAUAGUGGAUGUACUUUGCGCGCUGUUCCGGCUGGUGGAGUUCCCGCCUGA